AUGAAAGGAUAUGGGAGAAGACGUACGUAUGACAAAGGUGUGAUUGAUUCUCCCGAAGAUGUCCGAGAUGAAGGGACGGCACAUGAGAUCGGCUAUAUUGAGGAAGAUAUGAUCUGUAUUCCAGUAAUUUUCAGUUUCAUAUCGAAAAUCUGUCAUUCUAGCCCUUACCUCGAUCCACCAACUUCAAGAUCAUUAUAUGGAGGCGUCAUUGAGGAUAGAGAGAAUAGUAAAGUACAAGGGAGCAACUCGGGAAUCGACCCAGAAAAGGGAGGAAUCGAUAUAGAAGACAGUAGAAAGUUGAGCAAUGUGAUUUCAUGGGAAUUGACGUGA
This is a messenger RNA of Tremella mesenterica DSM 1558, 330 nucleotides long. RefSeq lists its product as uncharacterized. The transcript has 2 exons. NCBI's taxonomy places the organism in Eukaryota, Fungi, Basidiomycota, Tremellomycetes, Tremellales, Tremellaceae. The record is from RefSeq and is a predicted model, not a curated record. The coding region runs from base 1 to 330 and encodes 109 amino acids.